Molecule: messenger RNA, 1006 nt
Organism: Diabrotica virgifera virgifera (western corn rootworm)
Lineage: Eukaryota; Metazoa; Arthropoda; Insecta; Coleoptera; Chrysomelidae
Exons: 5
Coding region: 111-707 (198 amino acids)
Source: RefSeq, a predicted model, not a curated record
AUUUUUUUUUAGUUUUUGGUAAGACCUUAGUUAAUGCAAAUCCUGAUAAUGCAGAUAAUGCAAAUCCUGUUGUGUCAGGUUCAAUUUCAAAAAUUAAUGAAUUGGCAUUUAUGCAAGAUCAAAAUGCAGUUAGAAAUAACAAAACUAUGGGUUCCAAUCACACUAUUCUGGAGCAGUGCAAGAAUUGUGUUGAAAAAGAUAAGCAGUUAAAAAUCUUGAUCCAACAGGGCCAUAUCCAAAGAGGACUAGUAACUGAGACUCUAAAUGAGGUGAAAAAACUGAAAGAAAUGAUUUUAAAUGGUGUAACAGAGAGUAAAAAUGAAAGAACCAGUUUUUUUCAAAAUGAAAAUUUAGAUUUCCCCAUAAAAACAGAUAUAGAAUUUGAAAAAUUUGAAGAAUAUCUUCAAGAUGAAGAUAAUUUCUCCAAGGCACUCCAAGAGAUAUCUAAGCUGGGUGGACGCAAUGCAUAUGAUUUUAUUAAAAGGGCUUUUCAACUUAUCCUAUCAAAUGACCAAGCUCUAAAAUAUAGUUGGAAGGGCAUGAAAGGAAACAGAAAAUUUAAUGAUACCCGUUUAGCAACGCUGUUGUUAAGAGCCACAGAUGUUACAAGACUAGCAGAUUCUCAAAAAACAAGUGAAUGUGCAAUUCAAACUUGGUUGAGAAGGGCAAGUGACAGGAAGGCAACAGUGUUAAAUAAAACUUUUUAAAAAAUAGGAAAAAAGUUAAAGUUUUCCCUUGGGUUUUCUGGGUAUUCUAACAAAGUUUUUAAUUUAUAACAUUUUAUAAGAGUUAAUUGAUUUUUGUUUAAAGUUAUAAAAUAAUAUAUUUUUUUUUAAUGUUACCCGUCACUUAUAAACUCUAUGAUUGAGAAUACAGUUCAACGUUUGUGAAAUAUACAACAAAUUUUUAUUUUAUAUUUUACUUAUAUUUUUUUAUUUAUAUUUGUAGUAGAUUAAGCAGGUACACAUUGGUUUGUAGUUAAAAUAUACAUAAAAAUAUAAGAAAU